AUGCAAAUCAUCACAAUCGACUCCUUCAAGCCUAAACUACUACGCUUCAGCCACCCAGAUAACCUAUCCCCUUCAGCAGCCAACAAGCUUUCUCUUUCGUUGAUUGAAGAGCUUUCCGAAGAUGUGUGUGAUAAGUUCUUCCUCAAAUUCAUCUCAAGAUUCUUAACACCAAGUUCAUAUAGUGAAAUUUUACAAGAAAGAAACAUCAACAAGAUUUGUGGAUAUCCAAUGUGCUGUGAAUCACCAGGUCGUAUCAAAGAUCAUUAUUCCAAGAGUUAUCAGAAAUCCAAAAUGUUGCCAUAUGCUUAUUUAAAUCUAUAUUGUUCCAAGACUCAUUAUCAAUGUUCAGAAUUUUACAAGACUCAAUUAUCAGAUGAAGCUGUCUUUGCUCGUAAGGAUAUUACAGUUUUGCCUUAUGGAUCUAUGAAAUAUGAAGUUAAUAUGACUUUAUUAGAUGAAGUUUAUGAUAAAUAUAAUAAUAGAUCAAAUCAAUCAGAUUCAAUUAUGAAUAUUAUACAGAAUUUGGAUAGUAUGACUUUAAAUGAUACAAAAGCAAGUAAAGAUGAAAUGAUGGAUAAUAUGAAUCAAAUGUUACAAGAUAUUAAAAUUGUGGAAAAAGAUCCAGAACCUCCAAUUAUAAAUAAUAUUGAAAUUGUUGAUGUUGAUGUUGAUGAUAACACUCAAUUGAAUAUUAAUAGUGAUGAUGAAGAUGAUGUUGAAAAUAAUGAUAAAAGUUAUGAAUAUUUACAAGACCAAUCCAAAGCUAUAAAUGGAUACGUCUUACAAGUGUGA
Messenger RNA from Hansenula ciferrii, 792 nucleotides. Its product is annotated as Rtr1/RPAP2 family protein phosphatase. NCBI's taxonomy places the organism in Eukaryota, Fungi, Ascomycota, Saccharomycetes, Phaffomycetales, Wickerhamomycetaceae. The record is from RefSeq and is a predicted model, not a curated record. The transcript has a single exon. Gene Ontology annotation, molecular function: RNA polymerase core enzyme binding; RNA polymerase II CTD heptapeptide repeat phosphatase activity. Gene Ontology annotation, cellular component: nucleus; cytoplasm. Bases 1 to 792 code for a protein of 263 amino acids.